AGUACAUAUAUAUAUAUAUAAGCCCAUGCUGUGGCAAAACACAGCAAGAGAACUGAAGACCACAAGACACAUUUCUCACAUAAUAUCCAGCAGAAAACUCUGAUAAAACUGUUUGGAACACAGACUUCCUCAGAUUUCUUUGGGACAUUUACCGGACCCUGGACACAAUUUUGCAAGAUUUUCUAUGUAUUUGAACUAGAACCGCCAAGUAAAUGAUGUUUAUCUGAAAGUGUAACGAUGCAAACAUGGUUUCUGUGAGGGCUAGGUUUAGGUGUUAGGGGAUGGACAAUAUCGUUUGGUCAAAAGCGAGGUGAAAUCAGAGCUGCAGAAGUUCCUAUCUGACAAAUCACAACAAAUUCAUCCAGGAAGAAGAGAAGAUCCUUAGUUGAAGCUCUUAAACCAGAUUGGGUCAAGGGUGAUUUGUUCCUUAACUUUGUUCAUCUGUUGCAACAAGAUGCCUAAACAAGAUCAUAAAACCACUCUUGACAAAAGGGGAAGAGACCCACCCAAUGAAAGUUUAGAACAUAUAGUUAAAAAUUUGUUAUCAUAUUUUUAUAAAAUUAACAAAUAUAAUGAUGCUAAAAUAAGGGCUGAAAAGAAAUACGGCAUUAAAAAGGAGGACGAUGAUUGCUGGCCAGUUGAUGACAUCAAACGAGCUUGGGGCAAAACACAGAGAAUGAAAGAUGAAUCAAAAAGACGACACUGGUCUCUUGUGAUAAUGAUGCAGGUGAUAGAAAGACAAACAAAAAGAAAAGUAGACAUAGUAGACACAUCCUCUCAAAGCACUGCUGAACAAGGUAUAAUGCGAGCUGCUGGGGGCAUUAAGCAGCAUUCUGGAAGAAACCAACAAACAACUAGCUUUGGGCAAACAGGUGGUGUCAGUCAGGGCUGCACUGGGACACCAAAUACAGGCUGGAAUCAGAGCACUGGGAAUAAUCCUGCUGAUUCUAACAGACAUGGUGGGCCUCUUGGAGCAUUAAUACAUACACAAAAUAAUAAUAAUAAUAAUAAUCGUAGGAAAACCAUCUACAUACGUAUCCCAUGCUUGAUGAUAAUUCCCAAUGAAAGAAUAGGACAAAUUACAAAUAUUCACAAUAUUGACUCUGACUAUAAAUUAAUAAAUAGACUUCCUGAAACUAAUUUAAAUUCUGAAAUAAGGCAAAGAAAAUCUUAUGUCAUGUCAUUCAACCAUCAAACCAGGAAUGCUAACUGGGUCUAUGAAAUACUGAACAGGGAAACUAUAGCUGACAAUCUUGAAGAGGUAGCACGAUUUGGAGAUGACUAUCAAAGAGGUCAUCUUGCUGCGGCUGCCAAUCACAGGUGGUGUCGGGAAGCCUUUGAUGAUACUAAUAUGAACGACAACAUAGUGCCACAGAGACAAAAUUUAAACACAGGCCCGUGGAAAACAUUGGAGACUGAAUGUCGAAGAACAGCUGCAGCUCCAAACAUCUGCAAUGUCCAUGUGUACUCUGGACCACUUUACUUAAGGCAAAUGGUUCAUCAAGGGCCGCAAGGGAAAUUAGUGCCAAGCCACUUCUUUAAGGUGAUAAUUGAGGAGAAUGAGAAUAGGACAGUAAAUCAGCCAAAAUGUUAUGUGUUUCCCAAUGGGAAUCUACAAGGGGAAAGUCUAGGAGAUGUGCAUCAUCAUGAAACGACCAUUGAAUACAUUCAGAAUGUCUCUAGGAUGACUUUCAUACAGUUCAGACCCAAUCAGGAACCAAUGGAAAUUACAGCGUUAUUACGAGGAGAGAAUAGAAACGCAGUGAUUUGUGAUGCUAAUAUACAAGUCACAAUAAGCAAUUAGUUUUGUAGACAAACAUACUCAUUGAUAAUGUUUACACAUUUCUUUAUUUACAAAACAACAUUUUGUAUUAUUAUUAUUAUUAUUAUUAUUAUUAUUAUUUACAUAUGAUUUGAGCCGAAUAGCACAGAUAACCAAGUGUCCAGCAGACACAAAAACUUUAAUAUUGUUUAAAAGUCAUCUCAUGUGGAAACAUGACAUUUUUGAUGAAUUUUCUGUUAUUCUAAAAUUCUACUUUUAAUGUGAUUUAAUAUGUAUCUAAUUACUUUUGAGUGUUUUGAAGCACAGGACAUUAUCAGAUGUCAUUUGUAAUUAAGUACUUUGAGCGACUGUAUUUUGUAUUUUAAAAAAGAAACAAAAAAAAGGCUUAAAAGAUAUAUCAUUUAUUUCUCACAUAAUUCUCAACUUUGGAUUCAUAGGCUGAUUAGUCUUAAUACACUCAUGUUUGGAACUAUCUUGAAAAAAAAAAAAACUACAUAAGAAGCUGUUUUUGUGCUCAGUGCAAGCAAAUAUUUAGCAAUAUACUAUCAGAUAUUGCUCACUGAAUGUCAUUACUGGACAGAAGAACAGAGCAAUUAGCAAAUCACUGUGCUGCUUCUGAACUUCUGAAUUUGCUGUGAGCUGACGAGUGACAUUAUCUUUUUAUGGGUAAAAUAUAUUUUUUUAAAGAGCCAUAUGUAAGCAUUUUCAUAAAUUAAUCACUUUUCAUUAUCAAUGAGUGAAUAGCUUGUAAGGAAACGUGGUGUGUGAGAUUAUACACAUUUUCUCUUAUGAGUGUGUUUUAUUAUCUUUGCAUAUAUUCUUUCCAUAUUUGAUCAGUUUAUUUAGUUAUGUCUUUUUUCAAGUAUAUUCAUCAUAUGAUUCUCUUGUCAUUUUGGCUAUGAUUUACAAUCUCUGAAUAUUAUAUAGCAUUUUUAUAGGAGUUUUCAUUUAUACUCAUUUAUAUCUUCUAGAAUACUCCUUGUAGUUUAUUUCAGGUCAUCUUGUUAUGUUAUUAAUGUCUGAACAGGAUGAUGGAAACUCGUUUUUGCAAGGUAUUUUUAUAUUUGCAAGGAUGUUGCUUGGUUUGUCUUUAAUUUUCUUGGUAUUAAGCACUUCCUUCUAAGAGUUGAUAUGAUAUUUAGCUUAUUGAAGAUUUGCAGAGCUUGCUGUUUCUGCUCAAAGAGUGUAAAAACGUCCUCCUUUGACAUGUCAAGUUGACCUUGCUUUGACAUUAUCUAGAUGGGGAGAGGGAAAUAGUAAGUAGACAUAUGGAUUAAAUCAUUUGACAUUUAUCGAUCAGACAUAAACAUCCCAUGAUGUAGUAAAAGGAUGCCUCAAGUAUAUAUAUAUAUAUAUAUAUAUAUAUAUAUAUAUAUAUAUCUUGCUGUUAUUGCAUGCUCUGAAGAUCUUCAUCUCUAUGUCCUUGAAUAUUACUAUACUCUGAUAGCUCAGAUUGUUAGACUAUUAUCUUAGUUUUAGCAGAAUAUAUUUAUUUUGGAUAUUGUAUUCAUUUUUAUUUUAAUUUCCAUAUUUUAUAUUUAAUCAUCUGUAAUCUUUAUCACUUAUAUGACAAUUUAUUUAUAAUAAACUACACUUUAAU
This is a messenger RNA of Labeo rohita (rohu), 3383 nucleotides long. RefSeq lists its product as uncharacterized. Gene Ontology annotation, molecular function: metal ion binding; single-stranded DNA endonuclease activity; nucleic acid binding. NCBI's taxonomy places the organism in Eukaryota, Metazoa, Chordata, Actinopteri, Cypriniformes, Cyprinidae. The coding region runs from base 455 to 1804 and encodes 449 amino acids. The transcript has 5 exons. The record is from RefSeq and is a predicted model, not a curated record. Gene Ontology annotation, cellular component: mitochondrial inner membrane; nucleus. Gene Ontology annotation, biological process: apoptotic DNA fragmentation.